Molecule: messenger RNA, 3605 nt
Organism: Rhopilema esculentum
Lineage: Eukaryota; Metazoa; Cnidaria; Scyphozoa; Rhizostomeae; Rhizostomatidae
Source: RefSeq, a predicted model, not a curated record
AAGCACGAAAUUUACUGGAUAGUUUCUUAAUUUUCAGUCGCAAUUUUAUCUCGUCACAUAAAGCUUAAUGAGUCAGCAUCUGGUCAUUAGCACAUUAAGUAGCCAUUCUCAGUUUUUUCCUUUGGGGAGGUUUGGGAAGGAAGGAAACGUGACAUUAAGACAUGUUUCAACAAUGCUACAUAUAAGAUUUGACGUCAUAUUUUGGAUAAAAAUGGCUUCGACAAAGAGGAUAUUGCAAAGUAAUGCAAUCUGAAUUUGAAAUCAAUUUAGGGGGGUUGAAGACCGUCAAUGCAAGAAAGUCAUUGCAAACCUGCGACACACCACUUUUGCGGCAUUUGACCUUACUUUGUAAACAAAACAACGGCAAAUUGUACAUAGCAGGGCCCACGCCACAAAUUUCAAGGUGGAGGGGCCAAGUACUAUAAGUCGAACUUGCAUUCAGUGCUUCAAAACAGGGCCUCUUUGUAAUUAUGUUUGCUUACCAUAAAGGUAGGGGGCAUGACCCCUUUGGCCCCCCGGUGACGUGGACCCUGCAUAGGGGGUACCCAGGGUAAUAGGGGGUACCCAGGGUAAGAGCUAAACAACAGCAAAAUGAAUAAAAUAGCUAAAUGUAGCUAUAGCAAGAGCAUCAACUACCCCUGUGCGCCCGGUGUCCCUGCUUUCCCCCUAUCUUGGUACCAAAGAGGGGAACAGAGAUGAUUUUUGCUAACAAAAAUGGCGCGUCAUAAGAUAAAUAAUCUUAUAUGCUUCUUUUUGCGUUUUUAUUUCAAAAUUCAUACUUUGCCAUACUUUGAAAGGUAAACUGUUACAGAAAUGGUAAUAUGUUACAAUUGUUGCAAAAAUAUUUCAAGGUGAGAAAAAAGUUCUUCUUUUGCCUGGUAAAAAUCCUUAUGUGCCGAUGGACGAAGUGUUGAGGGGUAAAGCGCCCCGUACCCCCUUUGGCGACGCCCCUGUUAGCAAGGUUCUUAGCACGAAAGCCUGAUUUUACCAAAUUCUUUCAAUCCCAGUUCUAGCAUGUUUGAGUCGCUAGGUAAACGAAAAGCACAUUAGUCGCUGGCUCAAUAAAACGUUUUCCGCUUCGCGUUUGAAAAUAAACAAACAUAUCGGUAAAAUAGGAUUUUCUGGCAAGAAAUAAAAUGGCCCGCAAGUUGUAUUUUAGCAAAUCAAAUUUAACUAUCAAAAUAUUUUUGCUUGUUUUCGACCUAGUCAAGUUAUUGUAAUAAAAGUCCCGUUUCAAUUUUGAAAAUAUGAACCUACUUUUUUAUAAAUGAUUUCUUACUCUUGCUAUAUGAACCUACUCCUGCUAUAUUUAUAAAACUGUUUACAUUUUGCGGUUUUUCUAUUUCAAAAUGUUUUCAUACAACCAUCAACGAAUAACUUGAAAAUCUGCUUUGAAAAGCUGUUGCUAUUCCGUAAAUUGUUAUGACACGAAAAUGGCACAGUCAGCACUUCUCAAUGAGUUUCGGGCAAACCAGGCACGCCAGAUCCGGGGGGCUAUGGCUAUAUAUAGUAUUAAGGUUGUUGCAUGGAAAAGAAUGGUGACAAACAACCAUAAAAUUUUACACUCUUUCAAUUCAAUCCCUUGAAAACCUUUCAUAUUUCUAGAUUUUCAUCACGAGAAUUGCGUAGUUAGGAAGUUUUGUGCUUACAUAACUUUCUCUAUUUUGCUUGCAAUGCACGUUUUCUUAGAGUAGAACAAAACCUUAUACAACUGAUUCAACUCGAUCCUGAAACAACAAAGACACCGACGCAUCCCCCGUGAAUAGUUUCAGGGAUGCCUUUCGUAAGAGUUAGCCAAUGUCCUGAGCCCCUGGGCAAUGCCGAAACUCACGUGUCGUUUCGAAAGAGGAGGUUCAAUUGGUUCCAUUUGCACUUUCGAUAAGAGGAAAAGCGAGAGGCCGCUCAGUAUUUUAUCAAUUGCUUGCAGAGAGCAACCCCGAGAUACGUUUUGUGUUUUUGGAAUUAAUAAUAGAGUACUUGAUGAAAACUCAUUGGCACCAUCAUAACCACGAAAGCUACGGACGAUGCGGGCUCAGUACCUGUAUUGUCUAUCAAGAAACAAAGCGAAUGCUAAGGAGAAAGGAGGUGAGAUGGAAUUACCUGGUCUUAGACGGUGUUAUGACCAGUCUCAAAGUAGCUUUCAACGAGAACAGUAUAAAGGAUAUUUGCCAUCAAAGACUUUCGACGAGAUGGGACCAUCAAUGAUGGAACAAGCAAUUCCUAAAGAAUUUAUAGACAGCUAUUGCAAGACGUUGAAGGAGUUGGAAGAGUAUAGAAAAGAAAUUAAAUAUUUACGAACUGAAAAGAGAAAUUUAGAAAGCGAACUCAUUAGAAAUCGUAAGGAUUUAGAAGAACAAAGAAAUGUGAUAGACUCAGAAAGACAGCUGAGGAAAAGAAUCCAAGAUAAGCUGCGGCAUUUAGCGGACGAUCUUGAGAACGGUACAGGGGUCGUUUCAGACUGCGCUACAACAACUAGGAAAAGUUCAACUUCAGACGAGGUGGACAUUGAGUAUUACAAAGAUCAGUUCCGAGUUUAUCAAGAAGAUUUCAAACUGGAAAAGGAAGAAAAUAUCAAGCUGAGGACUCUGAACACUCAACUGACGAAUGAAUUAGAAGAAGCUAAACAAGUAAUGGAAUCUCAAGAAAAAAAGUUACUUGUAUAUGCUCAAGUUUUUUCAAACGGAACUGGGAGCCAAGUUAUUCUGCCCCCAGCGUAUAUUGGCCGACGAGUUCAUAGCAAUCCAACGACGCCAUCUUAUAGCCAAGGAUCGGCAUCUUCUGCACCAAGGACAUAUCAAAUUGCUCGUGACACACGUGAUGUGUCCCAUUUCAAAAAACCAAGCUAUGACCCUAUUACGGAUAUAGUACCGAAAGGGAUCGCAGAAGACCAGGAACUCAAAUUUGACUUUACAAGAAAGAAGUCUUUCUCAGAUGGGGAAAUGGAAAGCUGCUCUAGCACUGUCUAUAAACGUAGAACAAAAAGCAUUUUGUAAUAUAAUAUUAAAAAAUAGAUGUUGAGCAACUUAAAAACAUUAUUGUAAGUAUAGCCAAGUUGAUGUUUUAUUUACUAUUUACAGACGGUAAUUAAAAUAUAGAUAUGCACUGUCCUGUUUUUGUUUAUGAUUAUGAUUAAACUUCAGAGGAAAGUUACCUUGCAUGAUUUUGUGAUGCUCAAUCAUAAAUUGAUGUUUGAAUUGAUGUUCAAAUAUAUGCGUCACAUUAGCUUUCUACAUUGCAAGCCAUUUUUAUAUUUCAAAAAUUGUGUUAGAAUUAUCAUUAUACUCUUUGUCGCCAUGAUCUGCUGUUACUCAUCUGGCAAUCGAUUGGGAUUACAUAGAGUCUGUAAGUAAUGUUGUUGUCAUCUAUCGGUAUUAUUGCUGUCACUAAUGUGGCAUAUGUCGAUAUUCAUAAAUAUGAUAAUCUUAUAGUGGCUAUUAUUGUUGAAAAAUAAUUCUGUUGUUACUUGUCAAAUACAUAUGAAAUUAUUUACAACAUUUAAACUACAUUAUUAAAGUGUUUGGAUUUUGCUGUGGUACUAAUUAGAUUAAUUAACUAUAUUUACAGUGGAAAUAUUUUUUAGUUAAUUUAUUGUCUCAUUGAAGUUA